AUCAGCACCAGAUUGAGUCUUGAGGUUGCCGUGUGUGACCAAAUGUGCCUCAGUACUGAGCAUCUUUGAUCCUGCACAGACGUGAUUUUUUUUACUGCGAAACCUAACAACCCACUCUCUCAUCCCUUUAUCCAGAUCCUACUCCUGUUUUGUCCCCAUUCCUUUAUCCAGAUCCUACUCCUGUUUUGUCCCCAUCCCUUUACCUAGAUCCUACUCCUGUUUUGUCCCCAUCCCUUUACCCAGAUCCUACUCCUAUUUUGUCCCCAUCCCUCUAUCCAGAUCCUACUCCUGUUCUGUUCCUGACUUGAAGAUGUCAGAAUCCAGACAGUGUUUUUGUCUCUUUAUCUGAUUCUUAUAACUGUGUUUUUAUUAUCUUCCCAACAAUGUCUGGUGAUAUUCUCACACCUUGGCUCACAGACCAUCAGAGCUGUCCAGAUAUUAAAGGACCUUUCAUUGCUGGAGCUCCAAAGAAGAUCAGGAGCACCAUUCGCAGACAUAACAAUGCCACUCUUCUGACCCAAGAGCAGUUCCAACUUUUAAGCUCUCUGGAGAAUAUUUACAUCAAUAAUAACAUUCCCUGGAAAUCUUACCUUGAACUGAAGACCUAUCAGAUAAAAGCAGAAGUCCUGCUAAAUCAAGGCCUCACAGAGGAAGCACUUGUGAUGUAUCACAAAUUUUCAACACUCUUUAUGGAGAAACUCAGAAAAGGCCCGAAUAAGUGUCUUUCAGCUCGAAUAAGAUCCAAAAUCAACAAGACUAUAAAUAACAUUUUUGAAAAAUUUGAGAGCCUUAAAUUCACACUCCGAAGAAAUCAUACUAAGGAGUAUGAAGGCUACCUAGAUAAGAUGAAAAGAAAAGAGGAAGAGGCAAAAAACAAGGGGUUCGGGAAGCAUAGAAAAUAUCAUAGACGAAACUCCCGAGACUUCCCCAAAUUCAACUCUCUUCUACAAAGACUUAUGAGUCGUGGAAAGGUGGGCCCCAGCCUGACACCAACAUCUACAAAGUCUGAAGAGCCUUCAGGAGGAAGCACACCUGUGAAACAAACAGUGGUGUGUGGCCCACAGGAAGCCAUCGAGGAGAUAACCCCCACCCCUUCAGCAGACACUCCUGGGGAGACUAAGGUGGCGAAAAGCCCAGGUGAGUCACCACAGGUCCAUGACUUGGAAAUGACUUGUGUAUAAGUGUUUCCCAUUGCA
Peromyscus eremicus (cactus mouse) is the source of this 1196-nucleotide messenger RNA. Its product is annotated as STAM-binding protein-like. The transcript is spliced from 7 exons. Bases 384 to 1181 code for a protein of 265 amino acids. Lineage: Eukaryota; Metazoa; Chordata; Mammalia; Rodentia; Cricetidae. The record is from RefSeq and is a predicted model, not a curated record.